Molecule: messenger RNA, 1992 nt
Organism: Seminavis robusta
Lineage: Eukaryota; Bacillariophyta; Bacillariophyceae; Naviculales; Naviculaceae
Source: the annotation of a GenBank genome assembly
AUGAUGCCUCCAACGAAAACUGAACUUCAGAACGAGGUGGGGAUCGGGAUCGGGAUUGGAACCCCCGAAAUGGAAGAUGAGUUUCCCAAGACCCUUGAUCUGGGCCAAACUUCAAACGCCAUCACAUCCGACAAUGCUAAUCAGAAACAUCCUUCGGACGAACGAGGCAACGGUGGUGGCAAGAAAGACCCAUCCGAGUUGCGGGCGGAACAGCCACAGAAACCAGAAUCCAUUACGCCUUUGACCGACACUCCAGGCGAUUCCGGAAAUGCAGUGCAGAGUAACAGUGCAGUUAUUCCUGGCUUAGAGCCUUUGACGCUCACAAGUAGUUCCAUGAACCCACUAAGGUUUAGUCGAGAGCAAGAACCAGGAGCAUUCCCGGUCGGUGGAACAGGUUUGACGUCAGCUCCCAGGAUUUCUAUGGAGCAGCAAGAUAACAAUGCUGCAAGUACUGCCAAUCCUGACGAUGCUGACACAGAUAACUUGGCUGUUGCCAGUAGGGUGGAAGAUUUGGAGCUGGACCAAGCCGUCCCUCAGCCAAGCGAUGCCGCAGCCGACUCUGCCAGGAAGCGAGAAGAAAGCAACAAGAAAAUCAAAAGGAAUAUCCUUCUUACAGCUAUUCUCCUCAUUGCCAUUGUUGUGAUUGUCAUCACAGUCACUGUCCCAGGAAAAGAUAAAUCUGCCACAAUGGAACCAACAGUAGCUCCUUCGGAAGCCCCAACCACUUUUCAAGCAUCGAUUCUCUCCCUCUUUCCUGAUGAGACCAUCCAGUCAAUUAUGGAUGUGGGGUCGCCUCAAUCCAGGGCCUGGCAGUGGCUGCUUGAAGAUAUCCAAUUGCUCUCCUUCUACAAAGACAAUCGAAUCAUCCAAAAAUUUGCCUUGGCAACACUCUACUAUGCCACUGGCGGUGACCAGUGGGCCAACAACACCCAUUGGCUCGAUCACAGUAUCAAUGAAUGCAACUGGUUCAACCAACGAGAAUUCAGCAGGAAAUCGGUAAUUGUCCAGUACUAUCCCGGUUACUUGGCUGGCUUCUUGGAUCCACUACCAGAAUGGCAUUGCAAUGAAGAUGGCUUGUACCAACACUUGUGGCUGGAUGGAAACAACCUUGUCGGGACAUUGCCAGCAGAGUUCUAUUUGCUCACAUCCCUAGUGUCGUUCUCUGCUGGCUUCAGUGCUAUGCAAGGGACAAUGAUCUCAACGGAGAUUGGAAAACUCACAGAGCUGGAAGGAUUUGUCAUUUCCGACCAGAAGGAUGGUGGCAGGAUCCCCUCAGAAAUUGGAUUGUUGUCCAAACUUGUUAUCCUUUCACUUCGAAACUGUCAGUUGGAUGGAACUGUCCCAAAGGAAAUUUGGCAGCUCACCAACUUGUACCAUUUUGGUUUGAGUGUCAACCGCCAGUUGCACGGGACGAUCGCCGAUGAGAUUGGAAACUUCAAGAAUUUGGGGUGGCUCAUCCUGGAUGGAUGUGAUUUUCAUGGAAGCAUCCCUUCUGAAAUGGGUCUAGUGCCAAAUCUUGAUUGGAUCACCUUAGGAAACAACAAAUUGACAGAAUUAGGGGAAUUGACAUCAUUAUUCCUGCUGUCACCUUGGGGGAAUCAGUUCACUGGGACGAUUCCGACAGAGCUUGGGCUCCUUUCUUUGCUCCACGAACUCGAGUUUCAAGGAAACAUGUUCACUGGUCGUAUUCCGAGCGAGUUUGGCCAACUCUCCUCUAUUGGCCAUCUCACAUUUGCCAACAACUCUCUUUCUGGCCAACUCCCAACGGAACUUUCUUUCCUACAGCCAACGCUCCAUACAUUGCCGUUGCAAGGAAACCCCAUGUUGUCUGGAACCAUUCCUGAUGGAGUUUGCAAUAUGAAUGGCACAUGUGUCAGCAGCGCCCAUGAUCGGUGCAACCCAGUGCGCCUGUCAGGGUUGUCUUUUGAUUGUUCAGAUCUGUUGUGUGGAUGUGGUUGCUCUUGUCAGGGUGGCAAUACCAGUCGUACAUAA